Molecule: messenger RNA, 992 nt
Organism: Camelus dromedarius (Arabian camel)
Lineage: Eukaryota; Metazoa; Chordata; Mammalia; Artiodactyla; Camelidae
Gene: BUD31
Product: BUD31 homolog
Exons: 6
Coding region: 366-800 (144 amino acids)
Biological process (GO): mRNA splicing, via spliceosome
Cellular component (GO): nucleus; spliceosomal complex
Source: RefSeq, a predicted model, not a curated record
GGGAAGUGAGGGCAAAAGGCAACAGCGGUUCUGGAAUUCUAUACAGGCAGAGCUGUGGACACCUAAGAUAACGCAAUCUCCGCGCACGGUGGGGCGGGGCUUCGCGAGGACCUCACCCUGAUGUGAUUAUCUUGAUGGGAUCGCUGGGGAGGCGGAAGCUGUCUAUAGAGAAGGGGCAUUCGACGGUGGCCGAGGUUUUGAUGAGACUGAGAACCAGAGAGCGAAUGUGACCUCCUCCAAAUCACAGAGUAAUUGGUAGAGCUGGAUAAGAACCUAAACCUAUAACUGAAGAGACCAGAGAUCUUUCUGUUACACUUUUGGGAAACAGGUCCUAAGAUUUUUGCAAGUUAUCUUCCAGGGAAAAAAUGCCUAAAGUCAAAAGAAGCCGGAAGGCUCCCCCAGAUGGCUGGGAGUUGAUUGAGCCAACAUUGGAUGAAUUAGAUCAAAAGAUGAGAGAAGCUGAAACAGAGCCUCAUGAGGGAAAGAGGAAGGUGGAAUCUCUGUGGCCCAUCUUCAGGAUACACCACCAGAAAACCCGCUAUAUUUUUGACCUCUUCUACAAGCGGAAAGCUAUAAGCAGAGAACUCUAUGAAUAUUGUAUUAAGGAAGGCUACGCAGAUAAAAACCUGAUCGCAAAAUGGAAAAAGCAGGGCUACGAGAACUUAUGCUGCCUGCGGUGCAUUCAGACACGGGACACCAAUUUUGGGACAAACUGCAUUUGCCGGGUCCCCAAAAGCAAGCUGGAAGUGGGCCGGAUCAUCGAAUGCACGCACUGCGGCUGCCGGGGCUGCUCCGGCUGAGGCCCUUGCACCGUGACUGCCUCCGCCCUGGACUCUUGGCUGCGCAGGAGUCUGCCUGUCACACUGCCCCUUUCCUGGAAGCAGCUCUACCCACAGAGUGGCACCCAAGGCCCGAGUUGGAGCAUGGUCUCUACAUGCGAAGGCUUUGGUGUUCAUCAGCUGUGAUUUGUAGAAAUAAAACUUUUAAACCUG